Antechinus flavipes (yellow-footed antechinus) is the source of this 1952-nucleotide messenger RNA. RefSeq names its product GDP-L-fucose synthase-like. The transcript has 6 exons. Lineage: Eukaryota; Metazoa; Chordata; Mammalia; Dasyuromorphia; Dasyuridae. The record is from RefSeq and is a predicted model, not a curated record. Gene Ontology annotation, molecular function: GDP-L-fucose synthase activity.
AUGGAUUUCCAACUAGUUGGUCAAAUCCCGGGAUCCCCGAUUCCGACACUCGGCAGCCCCCUGCUGCUGACACCGCCUGCAAGUCACGUGUCUCCCGUCCUCACUCUGGACCGCAAUAGGCCCCGCCAGCUCUUCAGCCCUUUUCAGCUGAAGCAGCUCCAGAAGAUGAGACCUUUGUCCCUUUGUCUCAAACGAAUAGUCUCCCGAGGACUCUCCGUCCCGCCCCCUCCCCGUGCCUUUGGCUGGAUCCUCUUGCGUGGCCGAUGUGGGCUCCUGCCGGAAGCAGUCGUGGAGCAGCAGGUGGAGUCCGGAGCCGAGGUGGGAGUCGGUGUGGGGAGAAGGCGGAAAGGGGCAAGUACAGCAACCAUGGCAGACCCAUCAGAGGUCACUCGGAUCCUUGUCACUGGAGGCUCUGGCUUGGUGGGGUAGGCCAUACAGAGAGUAGUGGCUGAUGAUGCUACCAAGCCUGGAGAAGAGUGGAUAUUUGUCUUCUCUAAGGAUGCAGACUUGAUGGACACAGCCCAGACCCGAGCCCUGUUUGAGAAACAUCAACCUACAUAUGUCAUCCAUUUGGCAGCCAUGGUGGGUGGCCUCUUCCGGAACAUCAAGUAUAACCUGAACUUCUGGAGAAAGAACAUUCAAAUCAACGACAAUGUCUUGCACUCAGCCUAUGAGGUGGGCACUCGGAAGGUGAUCUCUUGCCUCUCCACCUGUAUCUUCCCUGACAAGACCACUUACCCCAUCGAUGAGACCAUGAUUCACAAUGGACCCCCACACAACAGCAACUUCGGCUACUCCUAUGCUAAGCGCAUGAUCGACGUACAAAACAGGUCUGGGAUGUUUGGGAGACAGUAGUGCUAAAAGCUGUAGGCCACUGUCUUCAUCACACACACCUUCCAAAACUCAUAAGCCCCCACUCUCCAUCCUGUCAAUCAACAAGCAUUUAUUAAACAUCUAUUGUAGUAAUUAUCAGAAAUAAAAAACAAUAACAACAUAAUUAUUAUAAUAAUAGCUAGCAUUUAUGUAGCUUUUACUAUUGUGCUAGGCACUAUGCUAGGCAAUUUGUAAAUAGUUUAUUUUGGAAAUGAAGUAAACCCUUCUCUCAUUAAGAUUAUGUUCUUUUGGGAGAAAUACUACAUAUAUAAUCAAGCAAUCAAACAUUAAGUACCUCUUAUGUGUUGGACACUUUACUGGGGGUACAAAGGACAAAUAAAAUCAAUCCCUUUCCUCAAGGAAUUUGCAUUCUAAUUUUGGAGACAAUUUCUAUAUAAAUAGACACAUAUAAGAGACCAGCAGAGUAAAAGGGAAGAAACCUUAGAAAGGAAGACAUCAGUAUCUAGAGAGACCUAAGAAGACUUCCUGCAGACAAUGGCAUUUCAGCUGAGACUUGAAGCCAGCCAGAAUCUAAGAAUCUUAAAUGAAAGGGACAGCAUACCAGACAUGGAGACAGUCAGGACCAAGGUAUGGAGGUGGGAGUGUUGCAUGUGAGGAGUUGGAAGAAGGCUAGUAUAACAAAAUUGUAGAGAGGAGAAAGGCAUAAGAAACCUGGAAAGAUAGGUGGGAAAGGGAAUGAGGUUGUGAAGAGCUUUUUUUUUUUUUUUAAUAAGUUUUUGUUUUUAUCAAUGUGGUGAGUUUGUUUUUUAAUACAUCACUUUGGUUUCCCUCCCAGAGAGACAUCCCAUAUAACAGAGUAUUUUUUUAAAGGGAGAAAAAAUGAAAAAGAAAAAAAUGUGAUGAUAACUGUACAUCAAAAAAGUCUGAAAAUGUUCAGUGUACAAUGCUUGUGGUUCUUUGAUCUUUGCAAAGAGGUUAAGUCAGGGUAACUCCUCAUCUUUUUAUUUCAAGGCAUGCUUGUUUUUAAUUUUAUAACAUUCGCUUUUGUGUGUGUGUAUGUUUUUCUGUUUCUGUUGAUAUAGAAAAAUGAUUACAAUAAUAUAACUUUCCUGACUCUG